Messenger RNA from Fusarium subglutinans, 336 nucleotides. RefSeq lists its product as uncharacterized. The coding region runs from base 1 to 336 and encodes 111 amino acids. The record is from RefSeq and is a predicted model, not a curated record. The transcript is spliced from 2 exons. Lineage: Eukaryota; Fungi; Ascomycota; Sordariomycetes; Hypocreales; Nectriaceae.
AUGUUGAUUUCCCUGGGUCCAUUCAUGAUUGUACCGGGUUGCUGGCUGAUUCCCAAUGCCAUGCCACUAGGACUCAAGGCUGUGCAUGACUGUGCACAAAUGGAUAAUGUCAUUGGUUACACGGAACACGCCAACAUGAACAAGGCCAAACACGCUGCUGGCCCGGAAGAGACGCCCGACAUUGUGCCCAAAUACCCUCUCACCGGUGAAGAAGCCGAGGAGGACUAUCAGAAACAACCUCGCCUCCUCGAGCAGCAGAAUAAAUUAAGACUGGAGAAAGCUCGAGAGGAGAAACCCUCCAACUCAUCAACACAAAACACCGAUCGUCGCACCUAG